This is a messenger RNA of Micropterus salmoides (largemouth bass), 1151 nucleotides long. It is a transcript of the gene mtap, whose product is annotated as methylthioadenosine phosphorylase. Gene Ontology annotation, biological process: nucleoside metabolic process. Gene Ontology annotation, cellular component: cytosol. The transcript has 8 exons. The record is from RefSeq and is a predicted model, not a curated record. Gene Ontology annotation, molecular function: S-methyl-5-thioadenosine phosphorylase activity. NCBI's taxonomy places the organism in Eukaryota, Metazoa, Chordata, Actinopteri, Centrarchiformes, Centrarchidae. Bases 124 to 966 code for a protein of 280 amino acids.
CAGGAAGCGGGAUGGUGUCCGUUGAAGUGACGGUAGUUGCUAGCGGUUGCGGCUAUAAAGCGUCUUCUUCAACACUUACUACUUGAUCGGAUCUUCACUUUUACAGGCAAGAAUCUUGUCGUCAUGGGUUCUACGGCGCCCAUUAAGAUUGGAAUAAUUGGUGGUUCAGGCCUUGAUGAUCCAGAUAUCUUGGAGGGAAGGACUGAGCGUUAUGUUGACACACCGUAUGGAAAGCCAUCAGAUGCUCUGAUACUGGGAAAGAUAAAAAACGUGGAAUGUGUGCUCCUUGCAAGACAUGGGAGGCAACACACUAUAAUGCCGUCCAAUGUGAACUACCAGGCCAACAUCUGGGCACUGAAAGAAGAGGGCUGUACACAUUUGUUGGUUACCACAGCUUGUGGCUCACUCCGAGAGGAGAUUCAGCCAGGAGACAUUGUCAUCAUAGAUCAGUUCAUUGACAGGACUACCAAAAGAGCUCAGACUCUGUAUGACGGCCAGCCCACUAGUCCUCCAGGUGUCUGUCACAUCCCCAUGGCUGAGCCUUUCUGCAACAGAACCAGAGAGGUGUUGGUGGAGGUGGCGCGGAGCCUGGGGGUCAAGUGCCAUGUACGAGGGACUAUGCUGACUAUUGAGGGGCCCCGCUUUUCCUCGCGGGCCGAGAGCCUGAUGUUCCGCCAGUGGGGCGCUGACGUCAUCAAUAUGACCACUGUGCCAGAGGUGGUCCUCGCCAAGGAGGCCGGCUUGUGCUAUGCCAGCAUCGCCAUGGCAACAGACUACGACUGUUGGAAGGAACACGAGGAGGCGGUCUGUGUUGACAACGUAAUGAAGACUAUGAAGGAGAACGCCAACAAAGCCAGCAGUAUUCUGCUAACUGCAAUACCACAGAUUAGUCAGAUGGACUGGGCUCAGACAAUGAAGACCUUGAAAUCAAUGGCACAAUCUUCAGUAAUGUUACCAAAACACUAAGAAAACAGUGAAGUAGAAAAGGAUCCGGACCCCAGAAAGGACAUGGACAACAGACUCUGCCUGUGGAUUUGUUAUUAGUGAAACAAGAAAGUGCCUCACAUAAAUAAUGCAUGUGCUCUGUCUUCAGCUGAAGUUCAGUGUUUUUUCUUUGACUCAAAAUAAACAUAACACCCCCUCCCCCCUGA